AGCAGAGCAGGUUUGCCUUCGCCUUCACAAUUCGCACCACAUUAUUGUCUUGUGUUGCCCGCAACCCAAAGCGGAUCAAACCCUAGAUCUCGUCCCCGUUCCUCCGAUCCUCAUGGAUUCCUCCUCCUCCUCGUCCAGCCUGAGCCAGCAGCCCGAGUUCGAUUACCUCUUCAAGCUGCUGCUUAUCGGCGACUCCGGCGUCGGCAAGAGCAGCCUCCUCCUCCGUUUCACCGCCGACUCCUUUGAGGACCUUUCCCCCACCAUAGGUGUUGACUUCAAGGUGAAGAUGGUUACCAUUGGUGGCAAAAAACUCAAGCUUGCCAUCUGGGACACAGCCGGACAAGAGAGAUUUAGGACCUUGACCAGCUCUUACUACAGAGGGGCACAGGGGGUUAUUAUGGUGUAUGAUGUCACUCGGCGGGAAACGUUUACUAAUCUUUCUGAUAUAUGGGCGAAGGAAAUUGACCUGUAUUCAACCAACCAGGACUGUAUAAAGAUGCUUGUUGGAAAUAAAGUAGAUAAGGAAAGUGAGAGAGCUGUGACAAAAAAGGAGGGGAUUGAAUUUGCUAGGGAAUACGGUUGUUUGUUUCUAGAAUGCAGUGCGAAAACAAAAGUAAAUGUAGAACAGUGCUUUGAGGAACUUGUGCUAAAGAUAUUAGACACGCCAAGCCUCCUCGCUGAUGCUUCGUCUGGGGCCAAGAAGAACAUCUUCAAGCAGAAGCCUCCGGAAGCCGAUGCCGCUGCAAGCAGCUGCUGUUAACAUGCUUUUGCCAUGCUAAUUCCGCGUCCUCCCGUGGAUGAUGACGAUGAUAUCUUUGUUUGGUGUGUCGGUUUAUUGUUUCUUCUUCUUUUGGUCCUGUAUAUGCUGAAUUUAUUACACCCACACAUAACUGUACGUUGGCAGCAGCUAUAUAAUAUAUCGUUUUUUGUU
Molecule: messenger RNA, 931 nt
Organism: Zea mays
Lineage: Eukaryota; Viridiplantae; Streptophyta; Magnoliopsida; Poales; Poaceae
Exons: 6
Coding region: 113-760 (215 amino acids)
Molecular function (GO): GTPase activity; GTP binding
Source: RefSeq, marked provisional